Molecule: messenger RNA, 2247 nt
Organism: Talaromyces proteolyticus
Lineage: Eukaryota; Fungi; Ascomycota; Eurotiomycetes; Eurotiales; Trichocomaceae
Product: putative mitochondrial chaperone bcs1
Exons: 1
Coding region: 309-1928 (539 amino acids)
Biological process (GO): protein insertion into mitochondrial inner membrane from matrix; mitochondrial respiratory chain complex III assembly
Cellular component (GO): mitochondrial inner membrane
Molecular function (GO): ATP hydrolysis activity; ATP binding
Source: RefSeq, a predicted model, not a curated record
GUCUGUUGAAGGGUGAGGCCCCCGAUGAGUAAGUAUACUACAUAGGUACCGCGCCACACUAGCAUUGCAGUAGUGCAACACAUUCGCCACUUUCAACUAGGCAACGAACCUCAGCAAACAUGACUGAUGCAGUUUAGUCACUAUUGACGUGUCUGCCUUGUUGAAGCAUUAUAUAAGCCCUAUGGCGACAAAAAAUCAAGAGACAAGGCACUAGGAUUCAUGUUGCGCCAUCUCUAGCCGUGAAAAAUCUUCUCAUCAACAGCCGGCUUACAGACCACAAAUCUGUACUGCAAACGAGAGAUCCAGUCAUGUCUUCUCUCCCACUACCGCGAGAAGCUACAAAACUACUGAAACCAGCCUAUCUACAUAUCUUCAGCCUUGUACAGAAUACCGUCGACCUCGACCCUCUUACGCUGGUGAACAUUGGCAUUUUCUUAGCGGGGUUAUUUACUUUUCUGCGGUAUAUUUUUACCCGCGUGAUUGUGUUAUGGACGACAGUACGAAUCAACGACGAUGACCCGCUUUAUGGAUAUUUGAUGCGAUGGAUGGCAGAUCAUCAGUUCAUGAAUCGUCAGUUUCGAAGCGUCAAGGCUGUCAGCUCCUCGAGAAGUUCGUGGGAGGAUGAAGAGGAGGCGCUAAAGUCGAUGAUUGGGAUUGGUGGGGACAAGGAACUGUCUGAGCCAGACCCCAAUAAUUUGAUCAGCUAUCGAUCCAUCGUCGGUCGUACCCCUGUCAGUCUUCAGCCGUUCCAGGGAACCCAUGUGUUCCGUCGCCACGGGAGUUGGCUGCUUUUCCAGCAUAAAGUGCAUCAAGGCAAUGAGCUAGUACAACUGCCCAAAGAGAGGGGUUAUCUUCAGCUCAAAUGUCUCGGCUCCUCAUUCGUGCCGGUCCAGUGUCUGUUGGAGGAAGCACAGCUUUACAAUCUCGAAAGAACAAAGACGACUACAACUAUUCAUAGAGCUAUUGCAAACGUGCGCGAUCAUGUCCGUUGGACGCAGUUUAGCAGCAGGCCAUCUCGCGAUAUAUCAACUGUAAUUUUCGAUAAAAAAGCAAAGCAUGAGCUGCUGAAAGAUAUCAAUGAAUAUUUACACCCACAUACAAGACGAUGGUAUUCCAACCACGGAAUCCCAUAUCGACGAGGCUAUUUAUUUUCUGGUGCACCAGGCACUGGAAAGACGAGCUUGACAUCAGCAUUGGCGGGCAUAUUUGGACUAGAUAUCUACGUUCUUAGUUUACUAGACCCGAACAUGAACGAAUCCCAACUCAUGCGGCUCAUGUCAGAGGUACCGUCGCGAUGUAUUGUGCUGCUAGAAGACGUCGAUGCUGCAGGACUCAACCGCCGGGAAAGCGAGCCGAGAACAAGACAAACUCGAAGGAACAAGGGUGAUCAGUCAGCCGAAGCAGAUGUAGUCAAUAUGAUCCAAGGAUCUACGGGAGCAAGCUUGAAUAACAGCGCUAAUUCUGCAGCCACGUCUGUCUCGCUCUCGGGCCUGCUCAAUGCAAUUGAUGGUGUAUCGUCGCAGGAAGGACGCAUUCUCAUCAUGACAACGAAUUCUCCCGAAUCAUUGGACAAGGCUCUAGUUCGGCCCGGACGAGUCGACAUGCAUAUCCGUUUUGAGCUACCCUCGCGUGAAGAAAUGCAGGAAUUGUUCCUAUCAAUGUACAGAGAGGACAUACCCGCAUUGACUAGAGCUGUUGAGAAGAGCCAGCAGAGAGAGAAAUAUCCAGACCUAGACACCCUCGCAGAGAAAUUCGCUACUGCUAUUCCAGAAAAACAACUUAGCCUUGCCACGUUGCAAGGCUUUCUUCUGCAAUUUAAGAAGAAUCCAACGGAGGCAUGCGAGACGGCUGCCAAAUGGGCUGAACAAACCAUCAAGAGAAUUGCCGAGGAGGAUGAACAGCGAGAAGCGAUGAAGGAGCGUUCGUAAUUACCAUUCUCUGCCCGAAGAUACCCGGAGAAGACCUUUACAGACAAAGAUAUUAUUAUAAAAUAGUUAAGCGUGUCAAGUGACGAUUGAUAAUGAAUAUAACCCAAAAGUCUUUGUAACGUUCAUCAAAUCGGCAUUGGAAUAAAGCACAAGUCUUCAUUUUGUUUUAUCUGUUUAUAAACUGAAAUAAUUAUAUAUUAAGUACAUUCGAUUUAUUAGAAGUUGAUAUCAAAAAAAGUGCUCUGGAAGAGAGAAUGAGUUGCACCUCUCUCGAAACUUGACAGACCAGACACUGAUAGGCAUGAAAUGAAAAAGAAAA